AACGCCCAACAGUUUCAAGUUUUACCGCCAAGCGUAUAAUCCCGAUUUACCAGCAAUGCAGGGUAAUUAGACCCAUUAAAUCUCGAACUUAACCCAGGAAGGUGAUGGGUUCAUUCAUAGCAGCACUAGUAAUCAUUUGAUUAAUGGGGGUGGAGGCCCCAUUUUGUCUGUUUAACAACAAAUUUUGAACCUAAAAAAGGAGCGUUUCAUUGCCCCACGGAAAGUCUCAAUCUGCGGGCUGAGGCUGAGCAAGAAAACGAAGCACCUAUGGCUUAUGCAACUUCCACGCUGGUGCCAGCGAUUUGUCCACACUUUCCUUAUCUUUUUUUUUUUUUUUUUUAUUGUUGUUUUGUAUCGAUUUUCAUUAUCAUAUUCUUCGCCCAUCUCUAAAGUCCACGCUCUUCGCACAGUACACGCACUAGCUCUCGCAAAACCACCUGUAAAUCUAGUAUCUCCAUCGCUUGAUCCAAGAAAUCCUAUUUUCAGAAGAAAAAGGGGAAAUCUUUUACUUUGCAAUGUAAUAAAAAUUGCCAAUCAGUGUUUCAGGGUUUUUAGUGUGUAUUUUCUGAAAUUAAUUGGAAUUUCCUUUAAUUUGAUUAUGUGACUGGAUCGAGUGGCUGCAAGAGUGAGAUUGUUCCAUUGGGAGACAGAUAGUGUUGAGUUGAGUUAGAGUUCUUUUAUCGAAAUUGACAUCUAUUAUUGGCCAUGGACAAUCGCAGCGAUACAGAAACUAGUCCUUUUUGGAGUUUGUUUGCGGCCUUGUCAUAUGGGAUUGCUUCGAUGGCUAUGGUCUUUAUCAAUAAGGCAAUUCUCAUGCAGUAUUCUCACUCAAUGACUCUUCUCACUCUGCAGCAAUUGGCGACUGCUUUGCUAAUACACUUUGGCCGGCAAAUGGGAUACACAAAAGCCAGAGCAUUAGACAUGCAAACAGCAAAAAGGCUUCUUCCAGUGUCACUAUUUUACAAUGCUAAUGUGGCAUUUGCUUUGGCAAGCUUGAAAGGAGUUAACAUUCCUAUGUAUAUUGCAAUUAAGAGGCUUACACCACUGGCUGUACUUAUUGCUGGCUUCUCUUCAGGAAAGGGAAAACCUACAGCGCAGGUGGCACUUUCUGUACUAUUGACUGCUGCUGGGGUUCUUAUAGCAGCAUUUGGAGAUUUUUCCUUUGACCUAUUUGGAUACAGUUUGGCCCUUACUUCUGUUUUUUUCCAGACGAUGUACCUUGUCCUUGUUGAGAGGUCUGGUGCAGAGGAUGGGCUUUCUUCAGAUGAGAUAAUGUUCUAUAACAGCUUUUUGUCUCUCCCAUUUUUGAUGUUUCUGAUCAUAGCUACAGGAGAAUUUCCAAACUCUUUGUCGUUGCUAUUUGCAAAGAGCAAUUCUUUAUCAUUUUUGUUGAUUCUUAUUCUUUCAUUGGUGAUGGGAAUAGUUCUCAACUACACCAUGUUCUUGUGUACUAUAGUCAAUUCUGCUCUAACAACAACCAUAGUGGGAGUCCUCAAAGGUGUUGGGUCCACGACCCUUGGUUUUGUGUUACUGGGUGGUGUACAAGUACAUGCUUUGAAUGUGACUGGAUUGGUCAUCAACACAGCUGGUGGAUUGUGGUAUUCAUAUGCCAAAUAUCAGCAAAAGAAAAGCAAGCCACCAAGAUUAACCUCAGAUGUCGAGGCUCAUCGUAAAUGAAUUCGUGUUGGGGGGUUCCUAGCUGUGAUGAACUCAUCUUCAUGUUGUUUUCUGUUAUAACUAGUUGAUUCUGCUAUUUUGUAUCAUUUACUAUGAUGAUAGUAGCAAUCAAAAAGAGGGGGAAAUUGAAUGAAGCGAUAAGCAAAUUGUUGUCUUUUCUUUUCUUCAUAUAACUACGGCUCUAUAGUUUUUUUCAGUAAAUUUUGAAUGAGUAGAACAUAUUUGAAUUGUAGUUUCAUGAACUUGGAGACAAUGAAUGGUGGUAACUUAAUGUAUGAAAGUUUGAUCAUUCUUCUA
Hevea brasiliensis (rubber tree) is the source of this 1974-nucleotide messenger RNA. Its product is annotated as UDP-galactose/UDP-glucose transporter 7. Lineage: Eukaryota; Viridiplantae; Streptophyta; Magnoliopsida; Malpighiales; Euphorbiaceae. Gene Ontology annotation, cellular component: Golgi apparatus. The coding region runs from base 706 to 1677 and encodes 323 amino acids. The record is from RefSeq and is a predicted model, not a curated record. Gene Ontology annotation, molecular function: UDP-glucose transmembrane transporter activity; antiporter activity; UDP-galactose transmembrane transporter activity. The transcript is spliced from 8 exons.